AUGUUUUAAGGAUUCAAAAAAUCAACUUCUAUUAAGAGUUCCUAAGAGUCUUUAUCAAAAUAAAAUUCCACUUCUCUGAAUCAAGAAAAGACAUUGAAUUAAUUAAGGUAAAAAAAAUGUGAUUUGGAGAAUAUAAUUGAAAAUUAUUGUUAAAGACUUGAGUAACUGGAUCUCUAAUGUAGAAAACAUAUUUCUUGUGGUAGAAAAACUGCUGCAAAAUGUUGUAUCAGAGAAAUGAACACUCUAAGAAAAUAAAUAGAAAUGUAUCACACUAAAAUUAAUGUCAUCAUAAAAAUCACUAUUUAAAUAGAAACGAUGCAUGAAGAUUAAGAGUUAGGAAAUCUGAUGGAAUAGGCUACAAGUUUAUUUCGAAAUUCAGAAGAAUUAAAUGAAUAACUUACAAAUAAUCUUUAAAAUUGGUAAGAGGUCUAAGAAUCAUAAAUAGAAAGAGAUAAUCUAUUCAAAGAUAUGGAAGAUAAGUGGAUUAAUAGUUAAGAAAUAGAUGAUGCAUUAAAUUAAUAUGAAGAAGAAAUAAAAUAAGAGAAAUUAAUACAAUAAUUUAAUACUGUGCCAAGCUAAAAGAUUUAAUCAGUCAAAUAAAACUAACAAGUUUAACAAAACUAAGUAAUAAAUGCAAAAGGAGAUUUGAUGUUGAAUUGA
Molecule: messenger RNA, 660 nt
Organism: Paramecium pentaurelia
Lineage: Eukaryota; Ciliophora; Oligohymenophorea; Peniculida; Parameciidae
Source: the annotation of a GenBank genome assembly